Aethalodelphis obliquidens (Pacific white-sided dolphin) is the source of this 2613-nucleotide messenger RNA. RefSeq names its product glutamate metabotropic receptor 6 (gene GRM6). The record is from RefSeq and is a predicted model, not a curated record. Gene Ontology annotation, molecular function: G protein-coupled receptor activity. Gene Ontology annotation, cellular component: membrane. The coding region runs from base 1 to 2613 and encodes 870 amino acids. Lineage: Eukaryota; Metazoa; Chordata; Mammalia; Artiodactyla; Delphinidae. The transcript is spliced from 10 exons. Gene Ontology annotation, biological process: G protein-coupled receptor signaling pathway.
AUGGCCGGGAUCCUGCCGCUGCUGACGCUGCUGCUGACGCUGGCGCAGGCGGGCGUGGCGGGCGCCGCGGGCUCGGUGCGCCUGGCGGGCGGCCUCACGCUGGGCGGCCUGUUCCCGGUGCACGCGCGGGGCGCGGCGGGCAGAGCGUGCGGGCCGCUGAAGAAGGAGCAGGGAGUGCACAGGCUCGAGGCCAUGCUGUACGCGCUGGACCGCGUGAACGCCGACCCCGAGCUGCUGCCCGGGGUGCGCCUGGGCGCGCGGCUGCUCGACACCUGCUCGCGGGACACGUACGCGCUGGAGCAGGCGCUGAGCUUCGUGCAGGCGCUGAUCCGCGGCCGCGGCGACGGCGACGAGGCAGCCGUGCGCUGCCCAGGCGGCGUCCCCCCGGUGCGCGCCGCGCCCCCUGAGCGCGUGGUGGCUGUCGUGGGCGCCUCGGCCAGCUCCGUCUCCAUCAUGGUCGCCAACGUGCUGCGCCUGUUUGCGAUACCCCAGAUCAGCUACGCCUCCACGGCCCCUGAGCUUAGUGACUCCACACGCUAUGACUUCUUCUCCCGCGUGGUGCCACCUGACUCCUACCAGGCCCAGGCCAUGGUGGACAUCGUGCGGGCAUUGGGAUGGAACUACGUGUCCACGCUGGCCUCCGAGGGCAACUAUGGCGAGAGUGGGGUUGACGCCUUUGUGCAGAUCUCCCGAGAGGCUGGGGGGGUCUGUAUUGCCCAGUCCAUCAAGAUUCCCAGGGAGCCAAAGCCAGGAGAAUUCAAUAAGGUGAUCAGGAGACUCAUGGAGACACCAAAUGCCCGGGGCAUCAUCAUCUUUGCCAACGAGGAUGACAUCAGGAGGGUCCUGGAGGCUGCACGCCAGGCCAACCUGACCAGCUACUUCCUGUGGGUUGGCUCAGACAGCUGGGGAGCCAAGAUCUCACCCAUCCUGAACCUGGAGGACGUGGCCGUGGGAGCCAUCACCAUCCUGCCCAAGAGGGCCUCUAUUGAUGGAUUUGACCAGUACUUCAUGACUCGCUCCCUGGAGAACAACCGCCGGAACAUCUGGUUUGCUGAGUUCUGGGAAGAGAAUUUUAACUGCAAACUGACCAGCUCAGGUACCCAGUCAGACGAUUCCACCCGCAAAUGCACAGGUGAGGAACGCAUCGGCCGGGACUCUGCCUACGAGCAGGAAGGGAAGGUGCAGUUUGUGAUUGAUGCUGUGUACGCCAUUGCCCACGCCCUCCACAGCAUGCACCAGGCUCUCUGCCCCGGGCACACAGGCCUGUGCCCGGCAAUGGAGCCCACCGACGGGCGGACACUGCUUCAGUAUAUUCGAGCUGUACGUUUCAAUGGCAGCGCAGGAACCCCUGUGAUGUUCAAUGAGAACGGGGAUGCACCCGGGCGAUACGACAUCUUCCAGUACCAGGUGACCAAUGGCAGUGCGGGCAGUGGCAGCUACCAGGCUGUGGGCCAGUGGGCGGAGACCCUCAGACUGGAUGUGGAAGCCCUGCAGUGGUCGGGAGACCCCCGAGAGGUGCCCGAGUCUCAGUGCAGCCUCCCCUGUGGGCCGGGAGAGCGGAAAAAGAUGGUGAAGGGCGUCCCCUGCUGUUGGCACUGUGAGGCCUGCGACGGGUACCGCUUCCAGGUGGACGAGUUCACUUGCGAGGCCUGCCCCGGGGACAUGAGGCCCACGCGCAACCACACGGGCUGCCGCCCCACGCCAGUGGUCCGCCUGUCCUGGUCCUCGCCCUGGGCGGCCCCGCCCCUCCUCUUGGCCGUGCUGGGCAUCAUGGCCACCACCACAGUGGUGGCCACCUUCGUGCGGCACAACAACACGCCCAUAGUCCGGGCCUCUGGCCGCGAGCUCAGUUACGUCCUCCUCACCGGCAUCUUCCUCAUCUACACGGUCACCUUCCUCAUGGUGGCUGAGCCCGGGGCGGCUGUCUGCGCUGCCCGCAGGCUCUUCCUCGGCCUGGGAACCACCCUCAGCUACUCUGCUUUGCUCACGAAGACCAACCGCAUCUACCGCAUCUUUGAGCAAGGGAAGCGCUCGGUCACGCCCCCACCCUUCAUCAGCCCCACUUCGCAGCUCGUCAUCACCUUCAGCUUCACCUCCGUGCAGGUGGUGGGAGUGAUGGCCUGGAUGGGCGCCCAGCCCCCACACAGUGUGAUUGACUAUGAAGAGCAGCGGACGGUGGAACCAGAGCAGGCCAGAGGGGUGCUCAAGUGCGACAUGUCAGAUCUGUCCCUUGUCGGCUGCCUGGGCUACAGCCUCUUGCUCAUGGUCACAUGCACGGUGUAUGCCAUCAAGGCCCGUGGCGUGCCUGAGACCUUCAAUGAGGCCAAGCCCAUUGGCUUCACCAUGUACACCACCUGCAUCAUCUGGCUGGCUUUUGUGCCUAUCUUCUUUGGCACUGCCCAGUCAGCUGAAAAGAUCUACAUCCAAACCACCACACUGACUGUGUCCUUAAGCCUGAGUGCAUCGGUGUCCCUCGGCAUGCUCUAUGUACCCAAAACCUACGUCAUCCUGUUCCACCCGGAGCAGAACGUGCAGAAGCGGAAGCGGAGCCUCAAGACAACCUCCACAGUGGCAGCCCCACCCAAGGGCGAAGGCACAGAGGCCCCCAAGUAG